Molecule: messenger RNA, 381 nt
Organism: Zingiber officinale
Lineage: Eukaryota; Viridiplantae; Streptophyta; Magnoliopsida; Zingiberales; Zingiberaceae
Product: disease resistance protein RGA2-like
Exons: 2
Coding region: 1-381 (126 amino acids)
Molecular function (GO): ADP binding
Source: RefSeq, a predicted model, not a curated record
AUGGCGGCGAAAGCAGCGAGAAGGCGGAGACGGAGCUGCGGCCGGUCUGCCCUGCGGCGGCGUCGAGAGGUGGAGAAGGGGCGUGGUCCGAGCGCGACUGUGGCUGCUGGUGUCAGUCCCUCGCGCCGUCGACGUGCUCCCGUGCGACGGCGGCAACCCCCUCUCCUAUUGCUAGUCCUGGAUGAUGUUUGGAAUGAGGAACUCAAGCUAUGGAAUCCGUUGAAGAGGCCCUUGAUGAGUGCUAAAGUCGGCAAAGUCAUAGUGACCACGAGACUAGACUCAGUUGCUAGAAUUAUGCAAACAACUGAUCCUUUGAUCUUGGAGAGCUUGCCUUUUGACAUGUGCUGGUUGUUGUUCAAGCAAAUUGCUUUCACCCGAUGA